Myodes glareolus (Bank vole) is the source of this 5916-nucleotide messenger RNA. NCBI's taxonomy places the organism in Eukaryota, Metazoa, Chordata, Mammalia, Rodentia, Cricetidae. The record is from RefSeq and is a predicted model, not a curated record.
GAGGGUCACGUGAUCCCUUUCAAAGAUGGCCGCCCUGUUGUUUUGAUGAAUAAUACUUGGUGGGGCGAGGGGGUAAGAGUAGGGUUGGAGGGGUAGGAGGAUUCACUCUCCCAGCGAGGGCUUCGCCAGUCCCGUCCUUCCCCUCCCCCUACCAGGGUUCUUGCGUGGAGGCGGGGCGAGCCUGGCCUGCUUUUAGAGGGGAGGGGCUUCCCGGUCCUACGCUGGGCUCCGGCUGGGCUGCCGUAGGGUCGCGGCGCCUCGGGGGCAUCCAGUGUGCAGCGGAGCCGUUCCCGCCAGGGGCCAGGGGUGGGACCCGGAGCAGGGUCUGCGGGAGAGAAACGCAGCUGCCGCGUCACCGCCACGAAUACACGGCGCGCAGCGGGCACGAGCCGAGCUGGAGACCGCGCCGCCCGCUCUGGGUAACCUGGGAAGCUAGGGGAGUCUGUGGAGCCUGGAGAGGACCCCGUAGCUGCGGCCGUGGCCAGAGGAGGCGGCUCAGGGCGCUUGCAGCUGGAGGAGGUUGGGGCGAUCCGAGCGACCGGAGCCAAGGCGAUUCAGUGCCUCGUGUUCUUAGUUUUUAACCUCUGACUAUGCAAUUCUGAAACCUCCCCCAUUGGGGGGAACCAGACAGCCCGCUAGAUACCUUCCCGUCUCCUUUGCUCCCGCCCUGAUCUCAAGAACUGAGGAUCUCUUCCCUAACGCCUUUCACCAUUAAGAGGAAAGCGAUGGAGGAGCUGAGCGCUGACGAGAUUCGCCGGAGGCGCCUGGCCCGACUUGCUGGUGGACAGACCUCCCAACCGAGCACCCCGCUGACGUCUCCCCAGAGGGAGAACCCUCCGGGACCUCCAAUACCUGCAUCAGCCCCAGGCCCCUCCCAGAGUCUUGGUCUCAAUGUCCACAACAUGACCCCAGCUACCUCCCCCAUAGGUGCAGCAGGAGUUGCCCAUCGGAGCCAGAGCAGCGAAGGAGUCAGCUCUCUGAGCAGCUCACCGUCCAACAGCCUUGAGACGCAGUCUCAAUCCCUCUCCCGUUCCCAGAGCAUGGAUAUCGACGGCGUCUCCUGUGAGAAAAGCAUGUCCCAGGUGGAUGUGGAUUCGGGGAUUGAAAACAUGGAAGUGGACGAGAACGACCGAAGGGAGAAGAGGAGCCUGGGUGAAAAGGAGACUUCUUCAGGUCCUGAAGUGUCCGAAGAGCAGGCCUUACAGCUGGUCUGUAAGAUCUUCCGCGUCUCCUGGAAGGACCGGGACAGAGAUGUCAUCUUUCUUUCUUCUCUUUCUGCGCAGUUUAAACAGAACCCGAAAGAAGUGUUCUCUGAUUUUAAGGAUCUGAUUGGCCAGAUUUUAAUGGAAGUGCUGAUGAUGUCCACUCAGACACGAGAUGAAAAUCCGUUUGCCAGUCUGACAGCCACAUCCCAGCCUAUUGCCACGGCAGCUCGGUCACCUGACAGAAAUCUCAUGCUGAACACUGGCUCCAAUUCAGGAACAAGCCCCAUGUUCUGCAGCCUGGGCUCCUUCAGUGCCAGCUCGUUGUCUAGCCUCUAUGAGACUAGCCCUGCUCCUGCUGCCAGUUUCUGGAGCUUUGCACCAGGGCUGAGUCCUUCCUUGGCCUCACCUUCCCAUGCAGCCCCCCAGGUGGCUGUGCCUCCCGCAUCCCUCAGCCCUCACAGUGCAACUUCGGGAACUGUGGCUGGAAGCCAACCCUCAUCCCCGAGGUAUCGACCCUACACUCUCAUGCACCCAUGGGGUUCUUCACCUUGCCCCACCCCACGACCCUCAAUUCAGGCUAACUCCUCAGGCUUCCCUGCCCGCCCAAGUAGUCCCCGAGCAGUACCUGUCAGCUCCUACAGACAGAGACCCCGCAGCAGGGGCCCCGCCUUCCCACCCGGCUCGCCCAGUGCUGCCAGCAGACGUCCCUCCUCCCUGCGGACCUCUCCUAGUUUGGGAGCCUCUGGUGGAGCAAGUAACUGGGAUUCGUAUAGUGAUCAUUUCACCAUUGAAACCUGCAAGGAGACAGACAUGCUGAACUACCUCAUCGAGUGUUUUGACCGAGUUGGAAUAGAGGAAAAAAAAGCACCAAAGAUGUGCAGCCAGCCAGCAGUCAGCCAGCUUCUGAGCAACAUCCGCUCGCAGUGCAUCUCCCACACCGCGCUAGUGCUACAAGGUUCCCUCACACAGCCCAGGUCCUUGCAGCAGCCGUCCUUCCUUGUGCCGUACAUGCUGUGCAGAAACCUCCCGUAUGGCUUCAUUCAGGAGCUGGUGAGGACCACUCACCAGGAUGAAGAGGUGUUCAAGCAGAUCUUUAUCCCUGUUUUACAAGGCCUGGCUCUGGCUGCCAAGGAGUGCUCUCUCGACAGUGACUACUUCAAAUACCCCCUCAUGGCACUAGGUGAACUCUGUGAAACCAAGUUUGGGAAGACACACCCUGUGUGCAGUUUGGUCGCCUCUUUGCCCCUGUGGUUGCCGAAGUCCUUAAGCCCUGGUUCUGGGCGGGAGCUGCAGAGACUCUCCUACUUAGGGGCCUUCUUUAGCUUCUCAGUCUUUGCGGAGGAUGAUGCAAAGGUGGUUGAGAAAUACUUCUCAGGGCCCACCAUUACCCUGGAGAACACCCGUGUCGUCAGCCAAUCACUACAGCAUUACCUGGAGGUGGGACGGCAAGAGCUUUUCAAGAUUCUGCAUAGUGUGUUGUUAAACGGCGAAACUCGUGAGGCAGCUCUCAGUUACAUGGCGGCCAUUGUCAAUGCUAACAUGAAGAAAGCCCAGAUGCAGGCAGAUGAUCGGUUGGUGUCCACAGAUGGCUUUAUGCUGAAUCUCCUUUGGGUCCUGCAGCAGCUAAGUACAAAGAUCAAGUUAGAAACAGUCGACCCCACUUACAUAUUCCACCCGAAAUGUCGGAUUACUCUCCCGAACGAUGAGACACGGAUAAAUGCAACGAUGGAGGAUGUGAAUGAGUGGCUGGCCGAGCUCUAUGGAGAUCAGCCUCCAUUUUCUGAGCCAAAAUUCCCUACGGAAUGUUUCUUUCUCACCCUGCACGCUCACCACCUCUCUAUUCUGCCUAGUUGUCGUCGCUACAUCCGCAGACUACGAGCCAUCCGAGAGCUCAACAGAACUGUGGAAGAUUUGAAAAGUAACGAAAGCCAGUGGAAAGAUUCCCCACUGGCCCCCAGACACCGAGAAAUGCUGAAACGCUGUAAAACUCAGCUUAAGAAACUGGUACGGUGCAAGGCCUGUGCUGACGCUGGCUUACUUGACGAGAGCUUCCUGAGAAGAUGUCUGAAUUUUUAUGGCCUUCUCAUUCAGCUGAUGCUGCGCAUCCUGGACCCUGCGUAUCCCGACGUAACACUGCCUUUAAGUUCAGAUGUCCCCAAGGCAUUUGCAGCAUUGCCUGAGUUUUAUGUAGAAGAUGUUGCUGAAUUUUUAUUUUUUAUUGUACAAUACUCGCCCCAGGUGCUGUAUGAGCCCUGCACUCAGGACAUUGUGAUGUUCCUUGUCGUGAUGCUGUGCAACCAGAACUACAUCCGCAACCCAUACCUAGUGGCCAAACUGGUGGAGGUCAUGUUUAUGACCAACCCCUCUGUCCAGCCUCGAACUCAGAAGUUUUUUGAGAUGAUUGAGAACCAUCCUCUCUCUACCAAAUUGCUGGUACCUUCCCUCAUGAAAUUUUAUACAGAUGUCGAGCAUACCGGAGCCACCAGCGAGUUCUAUGACAAGUUCACGAUUCGCUAUCACAUUAGCACUAUUUUUAAGAGCCUUUGGCAAAACAUAGCUCACCAUGGCACCUUCAUGGAGGAGUUCAAUUCUGGAAAGCAGUUCGUUCGCUACAUCAAUAUGCUGAUAAAUGACACGACCUUUCUGCUGGACGAGAGUCUGGAGUCACUGAAGCGGAUUCAUGAAGUGCAAGAGGAAAUGAAGAACAAAGAGCAGUGGGACCAGUUGCCUCGGGAUCAGCAGCAGGCCCGGCAAUCUCAGCUUGCUCAGGAUGAGCGCGUUUCACGUUCUUAUCUUGCGCUGGCAACUGAAACCGUGGACAUGUUCCAUCUCCUCACCAAGCAAGUCCAGAAGCCGUUCCUCAGACCAGAACUUGGACCCCGAUUAGCAGCCAUGCUGAACUUUAACCUCCAGCAGCUGUGUGGCCCUAAGUGCCGGGACCUGAAAGUUGAAAACCCAGAGAAGUACGGUUUUGAGCCAAAGAAGCUGUUGGACCAACUGACGGAUAUUUACUUGCAGCUGGACUGUGCUCGCUUUGCUAAAGCCAUUGCUGAUGACCAGAGGUCCUACAGCAAGGAGCUGUUUGAAGAAGUCAUUUCAAAGAUGCGGAAGGCAGGAAUCAAAUCCACCAUUGCAAUAGAGAAGUUUAAGCUUCUUGCUGAGAAAGUGGAGGAAAUAGUGGCCAAGAACGCACGGGCAGAAAUUGACUACAGCGACGCGCCGGAUGAGUUCAGAGACCCUCUGAUGGACACCCUGAUGACCGACCCUGUGAGGCUGCCCUCUGGCACCAUAAUGGACCGCUCCAUCAUCCUGCGGCAUCUUCUGAACUCCCCCACUGACCCCUUCAACCGCCAGAUGCUGACGGAGAGCAUGCUGGAACCAGUGCCAGAGCUGAAGGAGCAGAUUCAAGCCUGGAUGAGAGAGAAGCAGAGCAGUGACCACUAAGCCGUCCCUGUCGCACUUCUCUGCUGGAAACAGCCACGCCAGCCAGCCAGGCCGAAGCAGCAUCCACCUCAAAGCUGCUGCUCAACCCUGCAGCCAGAUGUGGCCAGCUCCUGAGAGCCCACCCCGAGUGACCAAACAGUGGAGAUCUGAGAGACAUGAUGAGAAGAGGAGCCCGAUUCCUGUACAUAUAUUUAAGUGACAAACGUCAAAAGCUUGAGGGACGAGUUUUACGAUUGCCUGUGUAGUAAAGCGCGUCCUUCGCCUGUCACGACCUGGGGCUGUGGCGACGGAAGUCUAGUGAUGGCGAGCGGGUCUGGGCAGCAUCCCCUGAGCUUUCGUUUUGUUUUGUUUUUUUCGAUGUGACUAGAGAACUCGGACAUUUUGCUGCUAAAGAAUCUCCCCCUUCCUCACCCUCCUUGCGCUGUGGGUUUUUUAAAGAGAAACAAAACCAGACUCCUUUCCCAGCCUCCAAAAACGUAUUCUGUGAGAUACCUGUGCCUGCGACAAGUGUUAAUCUUGGGAUCGUAUUUUUAUAUCAUAUUCACAUACUUGUUUUUUUAAUUGGUGUUAGAUGACAUGAUUAAUAAAAACGGCAAGAUAUUUUCAGAAUUUGAAUUUCAGUUUUUUUUCCCUUUUGAAAUAGCCCUUUUACAUUUUUUUUUUAUUAUUAUAAACAAAAUGAAGAGAGCCCUGUUGCCCUGGCCCUUCUACCAAGCCCUCGAUUAAGAUUCUGAGGAACAGGUGCAGCAUCGGGAUGGCUGAAGUGGAUCAGGACUUGUGUGACUUGUGGGGUUUGGGGAGAUGAGGGUUGUGUUUUUGUUUUUGUUUUUUUAAUCCAAUGUGACAAUUCCAAACCUAUUGCCAUUAUCCUCUGGGAAUCAAUAGAUUCCUCAACCCUGGGUUUAUUUGUAUGCUGUGUCCUUUUGGUGUUUGGCCUUACCAAAGCAAAAACAAAAAACAAACAAAAAAAAUAGAGGGUAGAAGAAAUGUGGAAAUCUGUCUGCUUGUUUCCAUGCUCGGACAAACGCCACCACGCUGGCGCACGCGAGCAGAAGCCCUUUGUAUUACCGCUCCCUACGCAACAUACUUGAAUUCUUGAACUUCCUGUGGGGUGAAAAAAGGAUUUGAAACCAUAAAGUGUUCUAAGAAAAUGAAAUCUUCAGAAGCAUAUUUUCUUUUCUUCCCCUUCUCCUCUUCUCCACAGACAAUGUGCUCUGUUCAGUUCCCAACACAAACUCCAAUAAACAGUGAUGCCCAUUCGGAAGGA